AUGGGCGUCGACAAACAUAUAAUCCAACCAUUUUCCAAGCCACUCACGACCGACAAACUCGUCUUCCAUCUCAUCUCUUUCGUCACUGGUUUAUCAGUCGGUAUUCUCAUCGCUUUACAGCUUAAAAGCUUUCCGCUUCUACUUUCUCAAGCCUCCUCUUUGGUCUAUAGUACUUCUUCUCCACCAGUUCCCCCGUCACCGUCGCCGUUGUUAUCACCGCCGGAUCCGUUGCCGGCGUCUUUGACGAAUGGAAGCACGUUUUCCGGCUCUAGCGUUACGGUUUCGUUGGAACAACGUAAGUCUUUGAUGCACAACAUGAGUGACGAAGAGUUGUUGUUGAGAGCAUCUAGGGUUUCGAGAAUGGAAGAAUAUUAUCGUCCGAAGGUAGCUUUCAUGUUCUUGACUAUUGGUCCACUUCCCUUGGCUCCGUUGUGGGAAAAGUUUUUUCAGUUAAACGAAGGCUUGUACACGAUCUACGUUCAUUCACAUCCUGAUUACAAUGAAACAAUCCCUCAAACUUCAGUCUAUUAUGGUCGAAGAAUCCCCUGCCAGCCGGUGCAUUGGGGGACUGCAUCGAUGAUAGAUGCAGAGAGACGACUACUUGCAAAUGCACUUCUUGAUGUAUCAAAUCAAAGAUUUAUUCUCCUAUCAGACUCAUGCAUUCCCCUCUUCAACUUCAAGAAAACCUAUGACUACCUCAUCACCUCAAACCUAAGCUUCUUGAGCGUGUACGAUGAUCACCGGAAACCCGGUCGGGGUCGAUACAAUCCCCAAAUGUCACCCGCAAUUAAUCUCACCGAUUGGCGGAAAGGGUCUCAGUGGUUCGAAAUGCAUCGCGAGAUGGCCUUGCACGUUGUUUCCGACCAGAAGUAUUAUUCGAUUUUCCGAGAGUACUGCCACCCGCCUUGCUACAGCGAUGAGCAUUACAUACCUACGUUGGUGAACAUGUUUUACGUGGAAUCAACCUCGAACCGGAGCGUUACGUGGGUUGACUGGUCGAGAGGAGGGCCUCAUCCGAGGAAAUUCGGUGCUCCCGAUAUCAACGAGGAGCUUCUGAAUCGAACUCAAAAUGGAUCGGAAUGCAUUUACAAUGGGAAUACAACUUCAAUAUGCUUCUUAUUUGCUAGAAAGUUUUCACCAGGCACCUUGAAGCCCUUGCUGCGGCUCCUUGAUUUUGACAACUGAACAAUUCUUUUGUUCCAAAUUGUUCAAUAACAACUGCAAAUCUUGGAUUUCACCUGUUUUCCCCUUUAUUUUUA
Molecule: messenger RNA, 1259 nt
Organism: Hibiscus syriacus
Lineage: Eukaryota; Viridiplantae; Streptophyta; Magnoliopsida; Malvales; Malvaceae
Product: glycosyltransferase BC10-like
Exons: 2
Coding region: 1-1185 (394 amino acids)
Cellular component (GO): membrane
Molecular function (GO): glycosyltransferase activity
Source: RefSeq, a predicted model, not a curated record